GGAGCCGAGGCUGCAGCAGGCGUGGAAGUGGCAGGAAGGCAUCCGGGGGCGCCGCGCCGCCGGCGGCUCAGUCACGCGGGCAGAAGCUAGUGACGCAAGCGCUGGGAGAAGAACGGGCAGCUAGCGGCACAGAACCCCUCGUGCAAGCCGAAGACAAGAAGCGCGCGCUCCAGCUGUAUACGAGGAAGCUAAAGGCGCAGAGGCUUGCCCUUUAAGAGAUGCGCCUGUCCUGCGGGACUUGGUCACGUGAUAGGAAUGAGCAUGCGCCUGCGCCUCUUAGCAUCCUCUGGCGCGCCUGCGCAGUGUGUCUAGCUGUCUUCCCGCCCGCGUUGGGUUACCGGUCGGACUGGCAGUACUUGCGGGAGCGAGCCCACUCCAGUGGGUGAGAAGCCGCAUCAUCCACAACUUAAAGGAUGAAAAGUGACAAGGAGCCAUUUUUUGUUAAAUUUAUAAAGUCUUCUGGAAACUCUGAAUAUUUUUUUAAAGCUCUUGAGUCCAUAAAAGAAUUUCAGUCAGAAGAAUAUCUCCAGAUCCUUGAAGAAGUGCCAGCGCUCAAUAUAAAAGAGAAUGACAAAUCCCUUUACAUCUGUGACCCUUUUGGUGGCAUUGUCUUUAGUCAUCUCAAAAAGCUUGGCUGUAGAAUCGUUGGACCACAGGUAGUCAUAUUUUGUAUGCAGCACCAGCGAUGUGUCCCGAGAGCCGAAUAUCCUGUUCAUAAUAUGGCCAUGGCUGAUAUAACAAUAUCCUGUACUAGUCUUGAAAAAGAAACUAGGGAAGAAGUUCAUAAGUAUGUACAGAUGAUGGGUGGCCGUGUGUACAGAGAUCUCAAUGCAUCAGUAACUCAUCUUAUAGCUGGAGAAGUUGGCAGCAAGAAAUAUUUAGUGGCUGCUGCUCUGAAGAAACCCAUAUUGCUUCCCACUUGGGUAAAAGCAUUGUGGGAGAAGUCGCAGCAAGGUAUGAUUAGAUACACAGAUAUAAGCAUGGAAGACUUCAUAUGUCCUUUAUUUCGUGGCUGUACAAUCUGUGUAACUGGCUUAAGUAGUGUGGACAGGAAGGAGGUCCAGCGUCUCACUACUGAGCAUGGUGGUCAAUACACAGGGCAGCUCAAGAUGAAUGAGUGCACCCAUCUCAUUGUUCAAGAGCCAAAAGGCCAGAAAUACGAAUGUGCCAAAAAAUGGAAUGUGCAGUGUGUGUCCAUCCAGUGGUUUUUUAACAGUAUUGAGAAUGGCUACUGCCAGGAUGAGGCAAUGUAUAAGACCGAGUCUGUACAAAAGCAAAAUACCACACCCAGUACAUCAACUCCUACUUGCCAAGCCAGCAAACCUGACAGUUGUACCCUUUCAGAUGUCAGCCACAUUUCCAAUAUCAGUUUGAAUGGUAUUAAUGAAACUGCAUGCAUCUCUGCUAUGAACAGCAGGCUGGAUCCUCCUCCUGAUGAUCUGGAAAAUUUGGAUAUCAGUUCUUUUCAAGCCCCUGAUGAUUUAUUAGAUGGAUGUCGAAUUUAUCUCUGUGGCUUCAGUGGCAGGAAGUUAGAUAAAAUGAGAAGGCUUAUUAACUGUGGUGGUGGUGUUCGAUUUAAUCAACUCAAUGAAGAUGUCACCCAUGUUAUUGUGGGAGAAUAUAAUGAUGAACUGACGCAGUUUUUGAACAAGACUACUCACAGGCCUCAUGCAGUGACAGCAAAAUGGUUGCUAGAGUGCUUUGGUAAGGGUUACUUACUUCCAGUGGAGCAGUACAUCCCUCUGAACUUCCAGCCAAUAGAAAAUACAGUUUUGGAGCAACCUGGAAUUAAGCGAACUGUUCCCAAAAGUAAUAGUCUCACAAAAAAAGAAGCUGUGAAGCUUGUACAGCAUCAGAAUGCAGAUGAAGAUGACCUCCUCUCUCAAUAUGUGAAUAAUGAUUCCACAUUAAUUGAAGUUGAAAAGCUUGAAACUGGUCACUUCAGUGAUGCUGCUCAUAUUACCAUUCAAGAAGAGAAGCGGUCCUCUAUCUAUUAUAGUUCACUGACAGAGACUUCUACAGUGGUUGAAGAAGGCUUAUUUGGCAGAAAGAGGUUCCUUCUUUUGGGUUUUGGUGAAGAGGAUGAGUCCUGCAUUGUAGAAAUUAUAAAGGAGAAUGCUGGGAAAGUUCUACCCCCUCAAAACAGAGCAAUUGCAGACUAUGCUGUGGUUCCUUUACUGGGAUGCAAGGUGGAGUCAACUGUAGGAGAUGUUGUUACAAACACAUGGCUGAUUAUGUGUGUAGAACAGCAGCUCCUUUUAAACCCUCAGUCCAACCCACUUUUCACCCCAGUAUCAGUAAUGGAAGGAAGCACUCCUCUGGAAGAUUGUGUACUGUCUUUCAGCCAGUUUACUGGUGCAGAGAGAGACUCCCUGGUGUUCUUGGCAGGUCUUCUUGGAGCAAGAGUCCAGGAAUUCUUUGUGCGAAGAGCCAACCCAAAGAAAGGAAUGUUUGCCAGCACCCACCUAGUGGUCAAAGAGCCAGAUGGUUCUAAGUAUGAAGCAGCAAAGAAAUGGAAUUUACCUGCAGUCACUAUGGCUUGGCUCUUACAAUCUGCAAGGACAGGAAAGAAAGCAGAUGAAAGCAAGUUCCCAGUUGAAAAUGUUAACACUGGAGAUAAAGAAGAGAGUUUCAUAAGUCAGCCCAACAAGACAGAGACAACUAUAAUGUCUUCAGAUAUACCAGGCCAUCCUAGCAAUCUCCUUGAAACUGGGAAGAAAACAGCUGUGAUGCCUCUUGAUGUGAGCCGGUUCCAGAGUAAAGCUUUCCAUAGUGUGAUCUCACACCAUAUUGGGCAAAAGCCAACCCUUCCUGCAGAAGGAAGACUACUCCAGAAAGAACCAUCUUUACACCUUGACACACCAUCCAAAUUUCUUUCCAAAGAUAAGCUCUUCAAGCCUUCAUUUGAUGUAAAGGAUGCCCUGGCAGCUUUGGAAACUCCAGGGGCUCCCAAUCAGAGAAACAGGAAACCAAGUACUCCUCUCUCUGAAAUCAUUGGCAGGAACUUGAAAUUAGCUCUGGCAAACAGCACUCGUCAUACAGCAGCUCUUACUGCCAGCCCACAGCUGCAGGCUGCACAAGCAGAAGUGGUAGAAGAUUCAAAACCUCUUGCUGAUCUAGUCAUAUGUGUUAGUAAGAAACUCAGUAAAAAGCAAAGUGAACUGAAUGCUGUUGCCGCUUCUCUUGGAGCAGAUUACAGAUGGUGCUUCGAUGAAACAGUAACUCACUUCAUCUACCAGGGAAGACAAAAUGACAGCAGUAAGGAAUACAAAUCUGUUAAAGAAAGGGGCAUACACAUCGUUUCAGAGCAUUGGCUUUUAGAGAGUGCACAAGAAUAUAAACGACUUCCUGAAUCUCUGUUCCCUCACACUUACAAUCCCAAAAUGAGUCUGGAUAUCAGUGCAGUGCAAGAUGGCAGACUUUCUUACAGUAGACUUUCAUCAACUGGAAGAACAGCAAAGGAAGCUGAGAGUAUUUCAGUGGAUGAAAAUGACACAGCAGAUGUAACUACUAACCAAGUAAAGGAAGCAGUCACAGUAAGGGAGGAGCAAAUUGCAGCAAAUGAAGCCAAAGGAGUUUUAACCCAGACACUGGAAAUGAGGGAGAACUUUCAAAAGCAACUACAGGAGAUCAUGUCUGCAACAUCGAUAGUGAAACCACAAGCACAAAGAGGAUCGUUGUCAAGGAAUGGUUUCGACAGUUCCCCUACCACACCGGAUGGCACACGAUCUGUGCGUAAUGGUCGUAGUAGAGUCUUGGAAGCUCUAAGGCAGUCACGGCAAGCAGUGAUGGACAUAAACACAGAGCCAUCACAAAAUGAGCAGAUUGUCUGGGAUGACCCCACUGCAAGAGAGGAGAGAGCAAAGCUCGUCAGCAACUUACAGUGGCCCAAUAGUCCUUCACAGUACUCUGAACAAAUUCACACUGAUGUAAAUAACAUGAAUGAUUCCCCUUUAAGAGACUCCUUUGUUGAUAGAGAAGUUGCUGAAUUAGCUGUUCAUGAUUCAGGGGACACAGGUGUGGUGGAGGUUCCAAAGCAUCCAAUAAAUAGUGAUCCAGAAACCCCAGUAAAAGAUGAUCAAGUGAUCCCCACACCGCAAGCUCCCAGCAUUGCCUUCCCGCUGGCUAACCCUCCUGUGGCUCCACAGCCCAAAGAAAAGGCUAUUACAGUAGAUGAGAAGGUUGAUGAAGAACCAGAAAAACAGUGCAAAUUCCAGCUGUCUUCACUUAAUCCUCAAGAGCGAAUCGAUUACUGCCAUCUGAUUGAGGAACUAGGUGGACUGGUGCUUGAGAAGCAGUGCUUUGAUCCAAGUUGUACACACAUCAUUGUGGGACAUCCUCUUCGAAAUGAGAAAUACUUGGCCUCGAUGGCUGCUGGAAAGUGGGUGCUUCAUCGUUCCUACCUGGAGGCCUGCAGAGCAGCUGGCUGCUUUGUACAGGAGGAAGAUUAUGAAUGGGGAAGUAACUCCAUACUCAGUGUUUUGUCUGGAAUCAAUGUAAACCAAAAGAAGCUAGCACUUGCAGCCAUGAGAUGGAGGAAAAAAAUCCAUAAAAAGAGACAGGAAACUGGCAUCACUGAGGGGGCAUUUAGUGGCUGGAAAGUGAUUUUGAAUGUUGACCAAACCAAGGAAGCAGGAUUCAAACGUCUUCUUCAAUCAGGAGGAGCAAAGGUGCUGCCAGGUCAUUCUCUGCUUCUCUAUAAAGAGGCUACUCACCUUUUUGCUGACUUUAGUAAACUGAAACCAGAUGAUGCCAGAGUUAAUGUACUGGAGGCUGCUGCCCAAGGAGUGAACUGCUUGAAACCAGAAUACAUUGCUGAUUAUCUCAUACAGGAGCUUCCUCCUCCCAUGGAGUGUUACUGUCUGCCAGAAGCUGUUUCUUAUCUUCAAAAUAGCAAAGAACUGGGAAUUGGAUUAUCUCAGAAGAGAAAAGCACCUGGAGAAACAAGCAAAGUCAAAAGAUCCAGAAUACACUGAGGGGAUUCUCCAUUUUUAGUUCUUGUAUUUUAAAUUCCUAUUUAUAAAUAUUUUUCCACUCUCAAUGCUGAAAAAAUUAAGAGCUUUUUUUAUUGAAUUUUGAAUGUAAUGUACUUAAAAGUUCCCUUGUUUAGUUUGCUGUAAUAUUAGUUGGAAAGAUUGCUUUAUUCUGUUAGUGGCACCUAAUGACACCAUCCACACUUGUACAAGAAAAUAUUUUGUCUACUUAAUAUUCUGAUCACUGAGGCUUUCAGUUCACAUAAGAACAUCAGCCUAUAAUAAAAACUAAGAAUAUUUUG
This is a messenger RNA of Chelonoidis abingdonii (Abingdon island giant tortoise), 5275 nucleotides long. It is a transcript of the gene TOPBP1, whose product is annotated as DNA topoisomerase II binding protein 1. Gene Ontology annotation, biological process: mitotic G2 DNA damage checkpoint signaling; mitotic DNA replication checkpoint signaling; DNA replication initiation. Lineage: Eukaryota; Metazoa; Chordata; Testudines; Testudinidae. The record is from RefSeq and is a predicted model, not a curated record.